Brassica oleracea var. oleracea is the source of this 874-nucleotide messenger RNA. Its product is annotated as transmembrane emp24 domain-containing protein p24beta2. Gene Ontology annotation, cellular component: COPII-coated ER to Golgi transport vesicle; Golgi apparatus; endoplasmic reticulum-Golgi intermediate compartment. Gene Ontology annotation, biological process: Golgi organization; endoplasmic reticulum to Golgi vesicle-mediated transport; intracellular protein transport. The record is from RefSeq and is a predicted model, not a curated record. Lineage: Eukaryota; Viridiplantae; Streptophyta; Magnoliopsida; Brassicales; Brassicaceae. The coding region runs from base 127 to 753 and encodes 208 amino acids. The transcript has 5 exons.
UCAGUCAAAACAGGCUACAUCGUGUCCUAUUCUGAACGAACUCGCUCUUUCUCUCUCCCCACCGUCUUCUUCUCCGAUCUAUCACUCUUCAUUGUUUUUUUUCCUCUCAAUUCUCUGAUUUUGAAGAUGAGCUUGAAGGCUACGAUCUUAAUCCUAGGGCUCGUGUGGAGCUUCCAGGCAGCGUUAGGGAUUAGAUUCGUGAUAGACAGAGAAGAAUGCUUCUCCCACAAGGCUGAAUACGAAGGAGAUACCCUUCAUGUCUCUUUCGUCGUCAUCAAGUCUGAUUCUCAGUGGCAUUUCAACGAGGAUGGUGUAGAUCUUGUGAUACAUGGGCCAACGGGGGAACAAGUUCAUGACUUCAGGGAGCAGAUUAGUGCCAAACACGACUUUGUUGUCCAGAAGAAAGGGGUUUACCGUUUCUGUUUCACUAACAAGUCUCCUUAUCAUGAAACCAUUGACUUCGAUGUGCAGCUUGGUCACUUUGCCUACUACGACCAGCACGCAAAGGACGAGCAUUUCACUCCGUUGAUGGAGCAGAUAUCGAAGUUAGAGGAGGCUCUUUACAACAUUCAGUUUGAGCAGCAUUGGUUAGAGGCUCAGACCGAUCGUCAAGCCAUUGUGAAUGAGAACAUGAGCAAGAGAGCAGUGCACAAAGCUUUGUUCGAGUCGUUUGCAUUGAUCGGGGCAAGCGUCUUCCAAGUUUAUCUUCUGCGUCGCUUGUUUGAACGCAAACUCGGCAUGUCUCGUGUUUAAAAGUAUUAAGCCUAUUAUGUGAAUUUUGGAGGCUUUCCCCCAAAGUAUUUAUCUUGCUUCAUAAGUUAAAAUGUGCCACAGAAUCUUUAACUCUUUUUACAGUCGUAGUUCAUCUGAAAGA